Messenger RNA from Pseudopipra pipra, 7920 nucleotides. RefSeq names its product ras homolog family member Q (gene RHOQ). Gene Ontology annotation, molecular function: GTPase activity; GTP binding; protein kinase binding. The record is from RefSeq and is a predicted model, not a curated record. Lineage: Eukaryota; Metazoa; Chordata; Aves; Passeriformes; Pipridae. Gene Ontology annotation, biological process: small GTPase-mediated signal transduction; cortical actin cytoskeleton organization; endocytosis. Bases 142 to 1128 code for a protein of 328 amino acids. The transcript is spliced from 5 exons.
UUAAACCACGCACUUUGGUGUUCUUAAACCCAUUCCCACUACUGAAUUUCAGACCCGAAGACUCAGCGCAGAACAAAAUCCUUUCACAUCCCGUUGAUUAUUUCCAUACCUAUCGGCUCAGUUAGGGGUUAAUGCCACAGGAUGCGGCCGGAGUUUCCUUUGUACGGGCAGGGCGAUGGUUUGGGGGGGGUGUCGGCGCAGAACGAACGCGCCCCCGCCGCCCGCGCGGGGCAGGGGGUGCCCGCGGCUCCCGAGUACCUCUCGGGGCGGGGAAGCGCGGGGUGUUCUGUGCAUGCGUGUGCGGGCAGCGGGGCCGGGGCGAGCGGCCGCUCCCGCACGGCGGCCCCAGCCCCGCAGCCCCGCCGCCCGCCCCCUCCCGGCCCCGCGCCCGGGCGGGCGCUGCCCCUGCGCGGCCGGGGGAAGGCGGCUCCCGCCGGGCCCAGCGCGGCGGCGGAUGGCGGGGGGGCCGCGCCCGGCGGGGGCCGGCGGGGGCGCCCGCUGAGCGGCGGCGGCGGCGAUGCCGAGGGGCCCGGCGCGGCGGGGCGCGCCCGCGGGGCCAUGAGGGCGGGCUCCGGCCAUGGCCCAUGGCAGCGCGGCGGUCAUGCUGAAGUGCGUGGUGGUGGGGGACGGCGCCGUGGGCAAGACGUGCCUGCUGAUGAGCUACGCCAACGACGCCUUCCCCGAGGAGUACGUGCCCACCGUGUUCGACCACUACGCAGUCAGCGUCACCGUCGGGGGCAAGCAGUACCUGCUGGGGCUGUACGACACCGCCGGCCAGUGGUAAACCCUGCUUCAUUUCAAAAUGUGAAGGAAGAGUGGGUACCGGAGUUGAAGGAAUAUGCACCUAAUGUUCCCUUUUUACUAGUAGGAACACAGAUUGAUCUUCGUGAUGACCCAAAAACUCUGGCAAGACUGAAUGAUAUGAAAGAGAAGCCCAUAUCUGUGGAGCAAGGACAGAAGUUAGCAAAAGAGAUAGGAGCCUACUGCUAUGUGGAGUGUUCAGCUUUAACACAGAAAGGACUGAAGACCGUUUUUGAUGAAGCUAUUAUAGCCAUUCUAACUCCAAAGAAACACACAGUGAAGAAGAGAAUAGGCUCAAGAUGCAUAAACUGCUGUUUGAUCACGUGAGAAACAUUUGACAAUGGCCAGGCUUACUGUGAAAUUCUACUGAUUUUAAAUACAAUGCAUUAAGUCCAUAGCGAACUUGUUACAGGUUUGAAAGCUGAACCUACGAUUCUGCCUUCUACAACCAGUGAAAUCCAGAGGAAUAAAAUCAAAGUCAACAAACUUGUAAUAAGAAGCCACCACACCUGUUACAAAUAUUUUAUUCAGACUGGAAGGUACAAUCUCUCAGGGUUACAUAGUCUAGAGGAAGCAAAAACUGCACCAUGCUGAAACGGCAUCUAUGUGAUUUUAAUGAGUGGAGAUGCUUGGCCUGAAAUACUCUAACUGAAUUUGGACAGUCUUCUGCUUUGACUAUAUAUAUAUAUAUAUAUAUCUAUCUUAAAAAAAACAACUUUUGCACAGUCUGUAUGGAAUCUGCACAAAGAAAUACCUUGUCUCUCUUUGCUCCAGUUAUCUGCUUUUGUAUGUAAGCUGCUUCCGGUUCCAGUGUAUCCACAGAGGUGCAAUAAUCAGACCAGCCAUAUAGCCAAAGGUAGCUCCGAGGGAACAGGAAAUGGGCCAUACCUGAGGGGAGAACACAAGGUAAAAGCAGACAAUGGUGAAAAUGUCUGUGGUUUUUUUGUACUUUGUGAGCACAAAAUCUAGGUACUGAAAGACAGUAGUCUUAUUCUACUUUAAAGCUUGAUGUGCUUUCCUAAAAAUGCCAAAAGCUUAACAAUCAUCAUGAACACUACAUGCUGUUGUACAGUUUUUAAUUAAGAUGCAUUAAAAUGUAAAGGCUUCUGGCUCUUGCAGACUUAGUUUGACAGUCCUGAAAUUCUGUGGAAAAAAAAUCCUUAGAAGUAUUUAUAUCCCCUGAAGUGUUCAACUAACCUAACUUCCUGUUCUGCUGCAUACAUUUGGAAACCUACACCUCUUACAGUGUUUUGAAAUUUUUAGAGGUGUGUAUAAAUGAACUAGUAUUCAAACAAGGGCAGAGACUGAAAUGGAUAGAGGUUUGUUGGCUUCUUUUUUCUUGAUGAAUUUCCCUCUGGCUCUAAAUUUGGAAACUGAGCAUCCUGCACCCCGUUCAGCAAACAUGUAAUAAACUGGUUAUGUUAAAGAGAGCUUUAAUUAUAAGCUCUAUUUUCUAGUAUAAGAACCAGGGAGCUGACUCAAUAAAGCUGACUCACUUUCACAAACCAUCUUGUACUGAGGCAGAGUAGUAAUGGAAUUCUCCCCCUGCCCUUUUUUUUUUUUCUAUUGGUAUUGAUUUGCAGGGAGGAGUGGCCAAACCAAGACUUAACCAUUCUGUCCUCAGAUCUAGCUUAUAUUACUAGUCCACUACAUACUGCAUCCGAUGAAAGUCUCAACUAAGUAAGUGAUUAAAAUAUUUAUUGUAGAAUGAACAAAUUCCCAUCCCUCUUCAAAAUUCUCCUUUGCAUACUUCUUUUUAUUUUGUAAGGACAGUUUUGAAAUUCCUGCUGUACAGUGCAUAUUCCUGAACUAAGAACAGACUGGACUCUCCCAUUCUUUUAUUUUUUUAAAUUAAGGGGGCUAUUUCCCCCUUCUGUAGUACUUGAGACUAAGAAAUGCAUUAGACAUUAGAGAAAAUAUCCCAAUCUCUGAGUCCAGACUUUUUUUCUACUUCACUUUAACUUGCAAUUCAUGAAUGUCAAAUGAAGUUACUCUUAACGCUGUUGGUUCCUCCUUUCAUUUUUCUAGCUCUGAUUCUUUACUUCAUUAUCAUGUAAAAGAAUAUAUUUAUUCAAAACUUCUGAUCAUAGGAAUUUUAACUAUGAAUAAGAGUAAUGUAUUUUGUCCUCUGCUCUUUCAUCUUCAGUCUCCUCAGCUGUUUCAUCUUCACAUUCCUUAGCAUUUACAGUUUUAUAUGUUAUUUGGAGGUCUUAAGGAGUGUAGCAAAGAUGAUUAUUAAACAAGGUGCCUUAGGUACUCUUUAUUGACCUUGUUUCAUUCUUCCAUUUUCAGACAUGCUGUCUCUGCUACUUGUUUUUGUUGCUGAGUAUUUCGGCUAUUGCCUCUCAAACCAAAGAUCUGCUUGUUUUCAUUCAUUUAACAGUGGUAUUGUGUAUUGUAGAUCAUCUAUAAAAAGCCUUGAGAUGCUUUGGCAUGGUAAGAUACUAUGUGUAUUUGAAACUCACCUAAGUUUGUGGCCUUGGCUAAACUUACACUUCAGGUGGAUCUUUUCAACUUCUAAAUGAAAUGUAAUUAUUUCUAGCAUUUUGCAUAUUACACACAUCUACAGGACAAAACAAUAAAGUCCCUGCAACCCCAGCUGCUCACUCAGUAACAUUCAGGUGGAACACAACUCAUACUUACUUAUCCACUGAUGAAGUCAAACACCACUCUAAUAUCCACAGAACUAUGGAGAGAGGCUUCUUAACUUGGUGGUCUUUUUACAUCAAAUUCUCUGAGUGAUCAACGAUCCUUCAUUAAAUUUUUACCUACAUUAGGUGAAUUUAUAGUUGCCUGUUUGCUUUUCACAAGUAUAGGUAGGUAAUGGACUUUGAAUUGACCAUGUUCCCUUAACUAAAAAGUCAGUAUCCCUGAUGACCCAUUGACCCUGUAUAUUUUGGUAUUUUGUGUAUAGUGGGUGAUUAUUGGUACGAUUAAAAGAAUCUCUCAUGAUUGUUGUAACUUCUUUUACCUGACUGAACUGCAACUUGGGACAUGAUUUUUCAAUAGUUAUGUGAUUUUUAAUAUUAAUUAUGCCUCUGUCUUUCUUCUAAGACAUUCAAUUUUUUCUUUGCUUUUUAAAAGUCAUAGUUACCUUACAGAAGUUUCAGGCUGUCUCACUUAACAUGUGAGUCUCUGACCUCUGAACUCUCACCAAUGGCAGGUGGCAAAGACAGGGGACAAAGAGAAGAAACCAUAAAACACUCCAUCUCCCUGUCUAAGAAUAAGACAGAAAAAAUAACACCACCUCAUCCCUUCUAGUGGCAUAGAACAGUGGGGUACUGGGCCAGGUACUUGUUCUCAGUCUGCUGUUCAGAUGGCCCAAAGCAGUUCUGAAGGCAGUUUGAUUGUCCUUUUGAAUUAAAAGCCUGGACUUAAGAGCAUUGCUGUCCUCAUGCUAUUUUCUCUAAUCCUAAAGACAGUGCAAAACCUCCUAACAAACAGGUAAUAAUACUAGUUUUGCACCUUUUAUUCUUGACUGCUGGCCUUUAGGCUACAUAUAGCCAGAGGCACCCAUGAGUAUAUCUAAAGCAGCAAGUUAUCAAAGACAGAUGAAGAUAUGGCUCUUGAGCUCAUCAGCUGCACUAAAAUAACAGCCCUUGCAUAUGCUUUUUGUCUGCCUAAGAAAGUGGGUUGCUUUUUUCUAUGAAAGUGGGUUGCUUUAUUUUGUAUUAGCUGCUGGCCUCAUUUUUUGAGACCCAAUCACUUUCUGCUGGACCUUUUUAAAUGACUUUGACUUACUUGAUCGGUCUGCUUUUGCCCUAUCUUUCAUAUUAUCUCAAACUUGAUUUAACUUCCCUGACUUGGUAUGAACUGCCUGUAAGUGAUAGAAAUCUAAGCAGCUAAUAUCUGUGUGCAUGUUCCAAGAGAUUCCACUCCACUUGUUUAAAGUAUGCAACUUGUAAUACACCCCCCUCAUCCCCUGAGAACUUUUCAGCUCAAUUUCUCCUAUUUCAUGCUCCCUUCUGCCUUGAGGAAGCUGGCAUAUCCUACCCCAGUACUGAUGCCAUGUCUAGGCUGGGUCAGCAGCAGGGGAAUAAGAUGUUAGGCAACAUGACCUAGCUGCACUUUUUUUGAGGGGGAAGAAGGCUGAUCUGGAGAGAAAAGUGUGGGGGUUGCAAGAGACAGGACAGAAUAUUUUUCAUGAAACUGUCAUGAAAUGCUUUGUCUGUCCCAGCAGCUGGGAAGCAUCAUCUACCAUUCUCAAAGCCUAAUACAAGAAAAGUCAGUUUACAUAUCAAAGGCAUGAUGAAAAGGGCAAUUUUAACAACCUGUAAUGAUUACUAGGAAUCUGAACAACAGCUUGGCAAAACCAAAUCUUAACAAGAACAAAAAAUGCAUUUUAAGGGACAGAGCGUGAGAGUUAAUGCAAAAUGAUUUUGACUUCUGCUAUUUGUUUUUCUUUUUGCCUUUUCAUCUGACAGCAGUGUUAGAACUUCACAGUGAUUUCUUUAGGCUGGCUAAAUAGACACUGCAGAACUGCAAGGUUUUCAGAAUAUAUUAGAACUCAUUUUAAGAAUAAGGACUCAAAAUAGGAAUUACCUCCCCUUCAGGACACAAAUGAGCUAGUUUCCUCAGCGCUCUUUAGAACACCUAAGAUUCUAUGAUGUGAGAAUGCUUAGCAUAUUGCAUGGAAAGCAGAGCAUGUUGCAGAUCCCAGCACGGUAUCUAGCUCUGCUGCACUGUGCAUGUAGUGAGUUAAACCAGAAUUCUGACUGCAUGACAAUUUUGUCAUCUAUUACAAGUCUGUAACUUGCAUCCCAUCCAAGGGGAAUUACACAGGCAUUGAUAAGGACGUAAAGGCCAGAUUCUUGUAGACCAGAGGAACAACACCCUAUUAAAGUUUUUAAAGAUACUAUACAGUAAGCAGCUGACUGCUGGAACUUUCAUUAUACAUAUGCAAAUACAGUGGGGCAAUCUACUGUACUUACUUUUCUUUUUAGUAAACUUAGAGUGCUUUUCUCAUAUUCCUAAACUUGAUUUUUUGUAUGCUUACUGUUUCAAAAGACUAAUUUCUGACUGUCAUUUAGAAAGCUAUGUAAUAAUUUUUGUUUCAUUUUAAAACUGAAUAAAUGAGCACAAUUACUUUCCCUCCCUGUUUCUAACAUGCCUUAAAUUCCUGAUUGUUUAGUCUGUACUGUCUUAAAUCAGUACAUGCCUUUAAUCUAUUUUGGUUGCAUGCACAUGUUAACUAAAAGUGUCUUAUCACAUUGUACAGAAUGUGUGUGUUGACAAGAACACACUGAGAAGAAAGUGUGAGGUUUUUUUCAGGCUGGCAUUUGUAACUAGAAGUUGGUUUCAUGGAUUUGUGUUCUAAAGUUAUAGCAAGCAUAACUGCCUUUGAUCUCACCAUUAAGGUUUACACUGAGAAAACACAUUAUUAAAUAAACAAUGAUAACCACACUAAAGUGGAACAAGCUUCUACCUCUGUUUAAAACAACUCCAACUGCAUAUUAUCCCUUCUUCUCACAUUAAGCAACUUCUUUUACAACACAGCUUUCCCAGUAGGUAGUAAAUCCAAAAAGAAAUACAAGAAGGAAACUCUCAGAGCGGUGUUAAGAAGAACCAAAGUAGUGUGAAAGCUUAUAGUCCUACUUCAGCUUACUUGAGUAAGCACCAAGAACUGUACCCAAGACUCUGCAGAUUAUUUUUCAGGGUACGAGUGUCUGAGAGGUAUCCAAGGCUAAUAUUUAGAGUCAUAUUGGCUAAAUUACAGGUCAGUCAGUCAGCUCUAGUGAGUUAUAUCAGCACUACCUGUUAUGUUUGCAGUAUCCAGUAUAAAGUGGGAAUAUAGCAAUUUUACUUCUACCCAAUGAUAACACUGUAGGCAGAAGUCAUUGUUUUGAAGUCACUUUUUAUCAUUAGUAACAAGUACUGCAGAUAAAAAUUACGCUGUAAAAAACAGCUGGGUGGGCAUGCGUACAGCAAACACAGAGACAUGUUUUAAAGGUUUGAUAGCAAAACGUGCAAUAAACCCAGGAACUCCACAGUAUGCAAAAUCCAGUUGUCAGUGAUGAAUACCAUGUCUGGAAUAUCGGUUCCACCACAUACAGAGCGUGCUGAUAAAGUUUUGGUCUUUAACUAUACCAUCUUGUUCUGCAACUAAAUUACCUCAGGCUGAGUAGAGAAAGGAUGCGUCUAGUAACACCUAAAUCGCCCCCUUCUGUUUCAGUGGUGGUGUCCUUUAAGGUUCCAAUCCUCAGGUGGCACAGGAAGCCAGGAUCCUAAUCACACGUGGUUAUUAAAAGUACACCAUCAACUUGAAAUAGGCAAUCUGAAAAAACUGAGCAACUGUAACAAGGGAAGUUAUUUUCUAUUUCUUUUCUAGAACUCUCCAAACUAACUGUAACCCUUACAUACCUGCUGUGCAUCAGGGGGAUAGAGGCAAUUAGAGAGAGAUGUACAACUCUUCAAAAGUUGAACACUGUCUAGAAUAGCCUUAUUUAAAUGAUCAUAAUUAGGUGUUGCAAACUAUUUUAAAAAUUGUUUAAAAAACACUGGCAAAACUAUUCUCCCAGUCUAACUGAAACAUGUCUGGCAGAGUAAGUCUCAAAAAGUUGGUUUUUUUUUAUUUAAUACAGAAAUGUAACUACUGGAGGACUAACCUGCAUUCCUAUAAAGCAAUUAUCUUUACCUUUGUCUGAGAUAGGCUGAAUUCUGCAGACCUAUAACCAGGAACAACCAUAGACUAGGCCUCCCUGACCAACUGUUUUGCAGUUGCAAAAUAAAUUUUUCUUAAAACUAGCAGAGGAGCAAUAUGCAUGGCCAGAUUAUGUUGAAAAGUUGCUUUAAGAACAACAACAGAAUAAUAAAAACCAAUGAGUCAUCAAGAUAUCAACUGGCUUUCAGCAAUAUAUUUUAUACUUCUAACAGAAAUGCUUAAGAUAUUUUUCAUGUCCAUUCUGAAACAUUAUUCGGAUAACUGGUGUUAUUUUAUUUCCAAAACAAUACUCUGUUCCUAAUAAGCAAUAUUUACUUAGCAUAAAAGUUGUUAUAUGCUAAAAAAAUGCAUUUUACAUUAUUAUUUUUAAAUGUAGACAGGCCCACUAAUCUGAAUAUCCCCUGUACGCGUUAUUUUUCAAACAUAACAUGGAAAAAUAAAGUGAAGAUUUUCUGAGA